CUUCCCAAGUCAAACUUUUUAAUUCAGGUUAAAAUAGUCAAAAAAAUAAAAAUAAAAAAGUCAACAUCCUUUCCAAACGAACCCUUAGAUAAUUUAAUAAUUUUUCUUUACUCUUUCAUUACUGUUGAUAAGUACCUUUUCACUCUUACUGUUAUUAAUCACCACCCCUCAUAUUUUCAAAUCCAAUGCCAUUUUCCCACCCUCGUCGUCGUCCAUCACUACCCCUCCUUCCCUCAUCUAUAGCCAUUGUUGCCAUGUAGCAACACCGACAAAAAAAAUAUUAAAUUAUCUAAAUUAUUCCUAUUUAUAAUUAACAUAUGAUUAAAAUUAAUAUAAUUCUAAAAGUUAAAAAUUUAAAUUGAAACAAUUUAAAAAAAAUAAAGAAUUGAUUAGUUAUUCGGAUUAGGUCUUGGAUUUUUUUUUUUUAAUAUGUAAUUUUUCAUUUUUUAUAAUAUGUACAUAAAAGUAUGAGUAAUAUUAUAAAUUUAAACUUAACUAUUCAAAAUUAUACCUUACCAUAUACAAAUUCAAUCACAAUCACACAAUUGGUAAGUUGAGGAAAGAUAAGAGUGGGUACAUAAUUAUUCUAGGAUUAUUUUGUGUUGGAAUUUAAUUGGAAGCUCCCAAAUGUACCUUUCUUAUCUUGUUUAUUAGAUCUAAUGAAUGAAUAGAUUCACCUUUGACAACUGCUAAACGACCAUUUUGCGGGAGAGAGAGAGAGAGAUAAAGAAACAGAGUCGUUAGCAUUUUGUUGUUGGAGGAACACAACCAGAGAGGCAAGAACAACAUCCUCUCUCCUCCUUCUCUCUCCUCCCUCUCUCUCUCUCUCUCUAUCUCUCUCUAUUCUCUGUCUCAUAAAUAAAUAAAAAGAAGAAGAAAAAAGUGAAGAGAUUUAGAAGCUUUAGAAAUGGGUACAUUCACAAGCUUUAGAAAAGCCUAUGGUGCUCUCAAAGACACCACCAUGGUUGGCCUUGCUAAGGUCAAUAGCGAAUACAAGGAUUUGGAUAUUGCAAUUGUCAAAGCUACCAAUCAUGUAGAGGGUCCUCCAAAGGAACGCCAUGUUAGAAAAAUUUUUUCUACAACGUCGAUAGCAUGCCCACGAGCAGACAUUGCCUAUUGCAUUCAUGCACUUUCUAGGAGAUUGGCAAAGACGCGCAACUGGAUUGUUGCCAUAAAGACAUUGAUAGUUAUUCAUAGGACAUUGAGAGAAGGUGAUCCUACUUUCAGAGAGGAGUUGCUAAACUACUCAUACAGAGGACACAUUCUCCAAAUUUCCAAUUUCAAAGAUGAUUCAAGCCCUCUCGCUUGGGAUUGCUCUGCAUGGGUCCGUACAUAUGCACUCUUUUUAGAGGAACGGCUUGAAUGUUUUAGGAUUUUGAAAUAUGAUAUUGAGUCAGAGCGUUUGACUAAAACCUCACAAGGAGCAAACAAGGUGCAUAGUAGAACAAGACUCUUGAAUGGUGAAGAGCUAUUGGAGCAGUUACCUGCAUUGCAGCAGCUUUUGUACCGCUUAAUUGGGUGCAAGCCCGAAGGAGCAGCUUACCACAAUUUUCUAGUACAGUAUGCCCUGGCUCUGGUACUGAAAGAAAGCUUCAAAAUUUAUUGUGCCGUCAAUGAUGGGAUCAUCAAUCUUGUGGAUAUGUUUUUUGACAUGUCCAAACACGACGCAGUUAAAGCUCUUAAUAUCUACAAAAGAGCUGGCCAACAGGCCGAAAAUCUUGCUGCCUUUUAUGAAUUUUGCAAGGGUCUAGAGCUCGCAAGGAACUUUCAGUUUCCAACACUGAGACAGCCACCACCUUCAUUUCUUGCAACUAUGGAAGAGUACAUAAAAGAAGCACCUCAGAUUGGUUCUGUUUCAAAUAGAAGAUUGGAGUACAAGGAGAUAAUUGCAGAACCAGAGCAACCUGCAGAAACUGCCCCUCAAGAAAGUGAAGAACAAGAUGAAGAAGUUGAGGAUAAAGAACAAUUAGUAGAUGAUAAACAAGAGGAACCAGAGCCUGAGAAGGAAGAGGAAGUUCCACCAUUGAUAUUGACUGAAGAAACUGGGGAUCUUCUGGGUUUGAAUGAAAUAAAUCCAAAAGCUGCUGAAAUAGAAGAAAGCAAUGCAAUGGCUCUUGCCAUAGUUCCCCCUGGUAAUGAUCCACUAUCAUCAUCAACCAAUUGGGGGUUGACUGAUAUUGGAAGGACUUCAGGAUGGGAACUAGCACUGGUUACCACACCGAGCAAUAAUAAUAGUCACGUGACGGAUAGCAAAUUGGCUGGUGGGUUUGACAAGCUAUUACUCGACAGCUUGUAUGAAGACGAUGCGUCGAGGAGACAAAUACAGCUGCAGAAUGCAGGCUACAAUACAGGCUACGGUUAUGAAAUGACUGCACCAAAUCCAUUUGAUCAACGGGAUCCAUUUAUGAUGUCAAACAACAUAGCACCACCGACCAACGUUCAAAUGGCCAUGAUGGCUCAACAGCAGCAACAACAACAACAAAUGAUGUUGCAACAGCAGCAGCCGCAACAGCAACAACAAAACACCAUGAUGAUAACACCUUAUCAAUACGCACCUCAAUAUUCCCAGCAGCAGCAGCAGAUGCCAUAUAUGGAUGCUGCUAACCCAUUUGCAGAUCCCUUUAACUAUCCACAGAACACAACUCCACAACAAGGAAACCAUACUUUGCUUUAGAGAUAUUUUUAUUUUUUCAAAAUUUUAAAAAAUCUUUUUGAAGUGUAUUCUUUAAUUCUUUGGAGUAGGUGGAUCCUCUUGUGGUGCAGUUUCGAAAGUUAAUUCUUUUAGAUUUUCUCUUCUUUUUCUUUUUAUUUUCCCUUGUUUUCAUUCAUUCUAAAUUGACAAUGUCUUCUAUGUAACUUAACUUGCUGAUAUAUGAAAAGUGCAAUAUUAUCUUUUUGUUAUAGUUUGACAUA
Molecule: messenger RNA, 2913 nt
Organism: Camellia sinensis
Lineage: Eukaryota; Viridiplantae; Streptophyta; Magnoliopsida; Ericales; Theaceae
Product: putative clathrin assembly protein At5g57200
Biological process (GO): clathrin-dependent endocytosis; clathrin coat assembly; vesicle budding from membrane
Cellular component (GO): clathrin-coated vesicle; clathrin-coated pit
Molecular function (GO): phosphatidylinositol-4,5-bisphosphate binding; clathrin heavy chain binding; SNARE binding
Source: RefSeq, a predicted model, not a curated record